AUGUCAAAGCCCAAACCCCGAGCGUCAGAACCUGCUCCUUCGUCAAGAGUACCCACUGUACCCACUGUACCUAUACCGCCAACAGCUAGGAAAUCAAGUCAGCCAGCAAUCAAUGCUCAGACUGCAGGUGCAACUCCUCGGUUCUACGAUGGACCGACCGUCAGCACACAGGCCAAUGACGUGAAAGAUAAAGCCAAGAGAGCCGCUUCAAGAACAUCGGCUGUAGCGAAAUCAUCAACGAAGAAAGCGGUAGCUACAGCUCGUCGACAUCCUUGGUCAAUACUCUCCAUUAUAUCCACUUUACCUGCUUUGAUAUUCUUCUCACUCGCUUCGACUGUCUUAUGUCCUCCUUCUUCAGGCUCCCCAUCACCUUUCAAUAAAUACGUUUUGUCUCCCCUUGGAUAUGCGCCAGAACAAUCUCACCCUUUGUUAUGCUAUCCCGCCAAUGUUUAUCAUCGUGAAAUCCUUCAACCUUACGUUUAUCCUGUGAUUGAUAAGGCUCAAGAUAGAUUUACAACUUCACCAUAUUAUGUCAAUUACGCUAAACCUACCGUUCAAAAGGCUGAUAUCAUUUCAAGAAGAAUUUGGAAUGGACCUUUGAAACCUGUCACCGACCGAAUUAUAAGAGGAGCCAAGAGAUUCUAUUUCACUUUUGUCCAACCUCAUAUCCCAUAUCUCAAAGCCAAAUACUAUUCCAUCACUGCCCCUUACACUUCGAGAUUUUCAGCCUUCGCUGAACCACAUAUCAAAACUGCCAAUACCUAUGCCAAUUUAGCCAGCGACCGAGCAGUCAAAGGUUACAAUUACGCUUCUACCCACCCUGUAACUGGUAAAGCUGGAGAACUAGCUAAAAAAGGCUACCUCAUUGGAUCAGAGAAAGGUUAUAAAGCUUAUUUAUGGAGUAAACCACAUGUCCUCAGAGCAAGACUUGAAAUUGAAAGAAUCACAAGGGAUAUUUUGGGUCCAAGGGCUAUAAAGGCUUUGGAGAGAGCUUCGGUAGAAGUCACCAAAAUAGAAUUAGCUGUACGAUCGUAUGUUAUCAAACUCUAUUACAGUCACCUCGAACCCCAUGUUGGUCCAUAUGUCAACAGAGCUUCAACCGCUAUCGCCCCUUAUACAGCUUUAUUUCAUAAACACGUUCAUCAACCUUACAUCCAGCCAGCAGUACAACAGUUCUUCCCUGCUUCAGUCGAGAACAAAUCCUUCUUGACCAUGUUAUCUGAAUUCUUGCCUACCACCGGAUCUUCUCACGCUGCUGAAAAGAAAGGUCAAAUGGAUGAUUUUUAUGAUGAUCUGGAACAUUCACGAAAACCUGCAGAUGUUAAGGUCCCUGCUGCAGACAAAGUCGCUGAAAAGAAGAAAUCUCCUGAUGCCGUUACUGGAAACAAAGAGAAAAAAGAAAGGAAGACCCAGGAGAAAUUUGAGAAGAGUCAAGCGGAGAGAGUCAGAGAAGCGAUCAAAUCCAGAGUCGAUGAACAAGGUAAAAAAAGCAAUCAAAAAGUCAAACAAGAGAUCAAAAGAAUCAAUGAAGACUUCAAAUCGGAACAAUUACCUGUCUUGGCUCAGAAUUUAAGAUCCGAAGUUGAAAGAGAGAUCGAUUAUAUCUUGACCGGUUUGGACAAACUAUACACCACUUCAACAAGUUUGAAAACAGAUCAAGUUCAAAAGUCAAGUGAACAAGCUGAUGCUCGACUAAAAAAGACUAUUGAAAAGAUCAAAGUUCGAUUAGAUGCCCAAAAGGAUAAAAUCAGGGAUCAGGGUGUAAAAGUCGUCAAAAGAGAAUCAGAUAGCCUUGACAAAGCAUUAGGCGUUGAGUACAAGGAACUAUCGGAACAGAUGGCAUACAUCGACGAUAUAUCCGUGAAAGAUUGGGACAAAUACAAUGAUGUCAAGAAGCUCGCCGACAAAUACAAGAUUAACUUUAACACCGUCGCUCAAGACACUACUCUCGCUAAAUCAUUUAGCGAGCUCAAAACGGAGCUUAACGAUUUCCACGAAUCAUUCAGAGAACGAAUUGGAAUUCUUAAGCGAACUGCCUUGGACCGAAUUAAGGCUAGACAAGCUAUGUCGGCUGAACCCUCUCGUGUCAGUAUCUUACCUAUCAAGGAAGCUGCCGGCGCCGCCGCCGCGGUUGCAGGCGUUGGAGCUGGAGGUGUAUUAGGCAAGGGAAAGGAACAAGUUUUGUCAGCUUUGUCAGCUGCUGGCGGUGUUACCUCAUCUUCCAGUGGAGUUGUGGAUCAAGCCAAAGCUUCUGCCGAGUCUCUUCUCAACGCCGCAUCUUCAAACGUCCAUGAUGCCACUCGAUCGGCCAUUUCAGCUGUUGGAGCUACUCCUUCUCCUGAAUCUCCGAGAGAACAUAUCGAAAGUGUCGUCAAUGUGGCGUCUGAAGGCAUCGAAUCCUUUUUAGAUGACGCUACUUCAUCCGUACAUCAAGCUACUAGAUCAGCCAUGAAAGCCGUUGGAGUUACACCUUCUCCUGAAUCUAUCCCCGAACAUGCCGAAUCAGCUUACAGUGCGGCCGCUGAAGCUGUCCAAUCGCUUUCUUCGGCUGCUGAAUCAGUCGUUCAUGAUGCUACAAAGUCAGUAAUUUCCGCUGUUGGUGGAACACCCUCGCCUGAAUCACCAAGAGAACAUGCCGAAUCGAUCUACAACGCUGCGAGCGAAGUGAUAAACUCUGCUGUUUCUGGAGCCUCAGAGGUCGUACAUCAAGGAACCAGAUCCGUCAUCUCAGCCGUCGGUGCCACGCCUUCUCCUGAGACUUUUAGUGAGAGCAUCGAAUCUGUUCUCGCUGCCGCUUCGCAAGGAAUAAACGAUAUCAUCCCAGAUGUGGAUCUCAGUGAAUCAGUGCACCAAGCUACAAGAUCAGCUAUCAAAGCAGUAGGCGGAACUCCGUCACCUGAGACACCAAGAGAACAUGUCGAAUCAGUCUACAGCGUCGCUUCUGAAUCUGCUUCAUCCGUAGUUUUAAUCGCCACCGAAGCUGUGUCUCAACUUGCUCAGGAUGCUUCAUCAGUCAUCCAUGAAGCUACCCGAUCUGCCUCCUCUGCGAUCGGAGCUACACCUUCACCUGAAAGUUCAAAUGAAUAUCUCGAAUCUAUCGCAAACGUAGUCGCUGGUGGAGCGGCAUCAGUAUAUGGUGCCGCGGGAGAGAAUUUCAAUGCCGCAUAUGAUGCGGCAUCUAGCAAUGUGCAUGAAGCCACUCGAUCCAUCGUCAAAGCUGUCGGAGGUACACCACUACCAGAAAGUCCUCAAGAACAUCUGGAGAGUAUUUACGAUAAAGCAUCCUCAGUCAUAGCGACUGAUGCAGUUGACCAAAUCACGAACUUAGCAAAUCAGAUACAAUCCGCUAUUGGAAUACAACCUACUCCCAGUCAACCAUUAGCUUCGUCUGCUUCUUCAUACUUAGCUUCACUUGCCUCGGCAGGAUCUUCAGCAGGAUCCGAAGCUUUCGCAUCAGGUUCAUCCAUCCUAUCCUCCCUACAAAUUGAAGCUUCAUCAACGGUUAGUUCAGUCACUAGAGAAGCUUCAAAAGCAUUAGGAGCAACUCCAUCCCCUGAAACUCCAGGAGAAUAUUAUGAAGCUGCGAAAGAAGCCGUACAAGAAAAGAUCAGAAGUCCAAGAGAGAUAGCUGAGAGUUUAGUAAAGAAGCAUGCCAGUCAAAUUGAUAGAGAUUUAGCUGAAGAAAGAGCUAGAGGCACCACAAGGAACAUAGGCAAUGAACAUGGUCAUGGGCAUGGACAUGCUCAUACUCAAGUACAUGAAGAACUAUAG
Messenger RNA from Kwoniella shivajii, 3771 nucleotides. RefSeq lists its product as uncharacterized. The transcript is spliced from 7 exons. Lineage: Eukaryota; Fungi; Basidiomycota; Tremellomycetes; Tremellales; Cryptococcaceae. The record is from RefSeq and is a predicted model, not a curated record. The coding region runs from base 1 to 3771 and encodes 1256 amino acids.